Molecule: messenger RNA, 1671 nt
Organism: Monopterus albus (swamp eel)
Lineage: Eukaryota; Metazoa; Chordata; Actinopteri; Synbranchiformes; Synbranchidae
Gene: ubxn2a
Product: UBX domain protein 2A
Exons: 7
Coding region: 194-934 (246 amino acids)
Biological process (GO): Golgi organization; proteasome-mediated ubiquitin-dependent protein catabolic process; autophagosome assembly
Cellular component (GO): nucleus; cytosol
Molecular function (GO): ubiquitin binding
Source: RefSeq, a predicted model, not a curated record
UUCCUGUGUAAUACCGUAUCAAGGAUGGCAUGAGCUCAGCAAUUUAGUGUCAUUACGACAGCAGGAGUCCACUUACGGCACAGUUACGUCACGUAUUGCUCAGCAGAAGAGCAACUGCCUCAAAUUUAUGGCUGCAGAUGUGUAGCCUGGGAUUAACCGACAAAACACGGACUGAUGGAAAACACGGGACGUCAUGAAAGAGACUGACACUGUGAGGGUUGAGAAAGAUAAUAAUUGUGAAGAAAAUGAAGAGGAGGCUCCAAUGAGGCGAAGUUUCUCUGUAGAAGACCUCUUGGAUGAGGUGGAGAAGAUCUGUUAUGAUGCCUCAGGAGCAUCAAAGGUGGAGAUGGUGGUGAGGCUGUGGAAGGAUGGCUUCACUGUAAAUGACGAGGAGUUUCGCAGCUACUCCGUACCAGAGAACCAGGAUUUCCUGGAUGCAAUCAAGAGGGGGGAGCUUCCAGCAGAGUGGGAGAGCAGAGCAGAAGAGGAGGAGCUGGAGAUCAGUGUGGAAGAUCUGACGGAAGAAAAUUAUGUUCCCAAGAAAAAGGCCUUUCACCCAUUUAGUGGCCGAGGAUACCGGCUUGGCAGUGUUGCCCCUCGAGUAGUGGCGAGGUCACCAUCUGUGCAUGAGGAUGGAGAAUCUCCUCCUAUUCCCAUGGUAACACUAGACCACGCCCUUCCUGUUACCUCCCUGCAGAUCUGGUUGGCUGACGGCAGGAGAUUGGUGCAGCGGUUUAACCUAUCGCAUCGGAUCGCUGACGUUCAAGACUUUGUGGCACGCUGCCAAAGAAGCUGCCCCCCCUUCGUUUUGACAACAUCACUGCCUUCCCGAGAGCUCACCGAUAAAGAAUUAAGUCUAGAAGAGGCGGAUUUGGCAAAUGCUGUCAUUGUCCAGAGACCCCUGCACACCCGGACUCUGUUUGGACAUUCCUGACCAGCAGGGCCCCAUAAUUUAAACAGCACGCCACCUUUUCUCCCACUGGCACAUCACCAUCCUCUUCCUGAUGGCAAUCUCACUGCCUCCUAUGACUUGCAUAUUUAUAUAUUCAGUGGUUUGUGCUACAUUUGAUGAUUGUUAUUUCUCUCUGCAGUCUCUGUGUGGGAUUAUCUAAUGGAGAUAGUAUCUAUUAGUGACAGAGGUGCUACUGUCAGUGCUCACUUUGUCUUCUUCCUCCAGAGGAUUUACCUGCCAACAGGUCUCCCAAACUGUAGAAAAGCUGUCAAGGCAAACUGAUUCUGUUGCCCAUACAGAUGGACACACAUGGUUGACCAUCUGUUGGUCGACUAUAGUCCACGUAACCCUCCCUUCUUCCCUCACGCACACACACCAUACCACCACAAACACACUGAAGUCUUCCCAAACUGUGAUCACCACAUGUCUGCACUAUUUACUGCAAAAACGGGGCUGAUAUUUCACUUUGUAUCUCUUAAGUUGAUUAUAUUUAACAAAUGUUAUGAUUUUAAAAAGAAAAAGAUGACGGCUUGUUAUUUAUUUUGGUCUGACUGUUCAGUUUUAACAUUUUUUUGUGUGUCUAUGUGUGUUUUUUUGUGAACAUUGGCCUUUGUUUUGGGACGGGAGAUGUAGAGAUUUUCAUUUACAGUGUAUAAUUUAAUGUCUCGUUUGACUACACAGACAUAUCAAGGUACUAUAAAAACCCUCAAUUUUUUGCA